CAACCAAUCAACCAAUCAACCAGGCUUCGACGCAAGUAUACAAACAAUCAGUUCUAAAGUUCUAUCUCCCUUCUUUGAUCAUUCUACCCCUCUUCUCAAUCCCAGUCUCCAUCUCAGAACUACCCAUCUCAACAUUUCUAACCCUAUUAUCACAUACACUCCCACCAUGAGCUCCAGAGAAACAGUCCUUAUCACAGGCUGCAGCGAUGGCGGAAUUGGCUCCGAAUUAGCCAUCGUUUUCCAAGAGUGCGGGUUUCACGUUUUUGCUACAGCUCGCAACCCUUCCAAGAUGUCUAAGCUUAGGGACCUGCCUAACGUGACGCUGUUGACACUUGAUGUUGUCAAGCCAACUGAUACCAAGGCUGCCGUCGAAGCAGUCUCAAAGGAGACGGGCGGUUCUUUGAACUACUUCAUUAGUAAUGCUGGACGUAACCAUUUCAUGCCCAUCCUAGACGAGGACCUAGACACAGUCAGGAACAUCUUCGAGAUCAACCUCGUGGCUCCAAUUUCUCUUACUCAAGCCUUCGCCCCCUUGCUUAUCAAGGCUAAGGGUAUGGCUGUGUAUAUUACCUCCAUCUCUGGAUACCUGAACAUCCCAUACAUGGGAACUUAUUCGGCAUCCAAGAGGUCCCUGGAAAUCGUAGCUGAAACCCUACGACUUGAACUGGCCCCCUUCGGUGUUGACGUCCUGGAGAUCGUUACGGGCGCUGUCAAAACAUUGGGCCAGACAUACUUUGGCGAUUUCCAGCUUCCGGCGGAGUCACUGUAUAAAAGCAUUGAAGAUACAAUUGCCAGUAGGGCUCAGGGUAAAGAUGGGAUGCCGAGAAUGGAAACGAGGGAGUAUGCUACUGCUGUUGUGGGCGAGAUUAAAAAACGCGCGACGGGUAAAUUCUGGUAUGGUUGUAACGUCGAUAUGGUGAAGAUUAGCACAACAGCAACGGGGGUACCGCAAUGUGCUAUGGACGCUGGAGCCGUCAUGGGAACCGGACUUGAUACGCUAGGGAAGUAAAGUAAUCACCUAACAAAGGGUAGUAUCCUAUACUAGGAUGGUACGUUAUAUGGUCCGGUAAUAGAUUGCGGACGGCAUGUUAUCGUCUUUCCAAAGACCUAUAGAACUAUUAUCCCAGAGUUAACCGCCGGACUCGUACAACUUCGGUUCGCCUUCUUCAAGCUCUUUCGCCCCCGCAUGGGGAAGUAAUAGUGCUGAGUAAUGGCUGGUUGAGUAAAUCAGAGAAAUCCACCCCCCUAGAUAGGUGUUGUAGGUGGUAUGCCACGGAACUUGCUAUUGAUAAAAGGAAAUAACCUGG
Messenger RNA from Daldinia loculata, 1307 nucleotides. RefSeq lists its product as uncharacterized. Lineage: Eukaryota; Fungi; Ascomycota; Sordariomycetes; Xylariales; Hypoxylaceae. The transcript is spliced from 3 exons. Gene Ontology annotation, molecular function: acylglycerone-phosphate reductase (NADP+) activity; triacylglycerol lipase activity. The record is from RefSeq and is a predicted model, not a curated record. Gene Ontology annotation, biological process: triglyceride catabolic process; phosphatidic acid biosynthetic process. Gene Ontology annotation, cellular component: endoplasmic reticulum; lipid droplet. Bases 167 to 1009 code for a protein of 280 amino acids.